UUCUUCUUGUUCGAUCUCCAUCGCUGUUAUUUCAUCCAGGUGUGAUCUUUUGCGGGUUGUGGUUUCGUUCUGGUUGAGGGAUGGUUUCAUCUUUAGUUUCAGGUUUAGGGCAUUGAAAAUUUUAGAUUCUUGUUCUCCAAUUUUAGGAUUAUUUCGGGGAACCUUCUUUUUUGUUUGCAAUACGUGAUGGGUAGAGCAGAGUAUUCACCGUUAACUGCGAAACAAGCGGUGCCGAAGUGCCAUGGUGUGACACAGCCAAUAUCGUUGGCAGGGCCCUGUGACGCUGACGUGCAAAGAAACAAGGAGUUGGAAAAGUUUCUGGUUGAUUCUGGCUUGUACGAAAGCAAAGAGGAAUCUGCCAAGAGAGAGGAGGUUCUUUGCCGGAUAGGACAGAUUGUGAAAGACUGGGUAAAACAGCUUACUCGCAUAAAAGGUUAUACAGAUCAAAUGGUGGAGGAUGCAAAUGCUGUGAUCUUUACUUUUGGUUCCUAUCGUCUCGGGGUGCAUGGACCUGGAGCUGAUAUAGACACGUUAUGUGUUGGGCCAUGCUAUGUGAACAGGGAGGAGGAUUUCUUUUAUAUAUUACACAAUAUUUUGGAAGAACUGGAAGAAGUGACUGAGUUGCAGCCAGUUCCUGAUGCUCAUGUCCCAGUGAUGAAAUUCAAGUUUGAUGGAAUAUCUAUUGACCUACUUUAUGCUAGUAUAUCUUGUCUGGUUGUGCCUGAAGAUUUGGAUAUCUCUGACGUGUCUGUCCUGUAUAAUGUUGAUGAGCAAACUGUUAGAAGUCUUAAUGGUUGUCGGGUUGCUGAUCAAAUUCUAAAGCUUGUUCCAAAUAUUGAGAAUUUUCGAACAGCACUUAGAUGCUUGAAGUUUUGGGCAAAAAGGCGUGGUGUUUAUUCAAAUGUUACUGGAUUUCUUGGUGGGGUAAACUUGGCACUUCUUGUGGCACGGGUUUGUCAGCUUUAUCCAAAUGCAGUACCAAGUAUGCUGUUGUCUCGAUUUUUCAGAGUCUAUACCCAGUGGCGUUGGCCAAACCCUGUGAUGUUGUGUGCAAUUGAGGAGGAUGAUCUUGGGUGUUCUGUAUGGGAUCCUCGUAAAAAUCAUCGCGAUAGAACUCAUCAUAUGCCUAUUAUAACACCUGCAUAUCCAUGCAUGAAUUCUAGCUACAAUGUUUCAACAAGUACACUCCGAGUUAUGAUGGAACAGUUCCAGUUUGGUAACAGAGUUUGUGAGGAAAUUGAGCUGAAUAAAGCACAGUGGAGUUCUCUUUUUGAGCCGUAUUUGUUUUUUGAAAGCUACAAAAACUAUUUGCAAGUUGAUAUAGUAGCAGCUGAUGCUGAUGACCUACGCACUUGGAAAGGAUGGGUAGAGUCUCGGCUUAGGCAGUUAACAUUGAAGAUUGAGAGGAAUACUAACGGAAAGUUACAGUGUCAUCCUUAUCCACAUGAAUAUGUCGACACAUCCAAGCCAUGCGCCCAUUGUGCGUUUUUCAUGGGUCUGCAGAGGAAGCAGGGAGAGAUAAUUCAAGAAGGGCAGCAGUUUGAUAUACGUUCAACAGUUGAUGACUUCAAGCAUAAUGUAAAUAUGUACAUGUUUUGGAAGCCAGGAAUGGAAAUCUUUGUUUCUCAUGUCCAUAGAAGGCAGAUCCCUCUUUUUGUGUUUCCAGAAGGUCAUAGACCUCGUGCUUCAAGGGUAUCAGCUUUGCAACGUUCUGAUGGACCAAAUCAAGAAGAUGUACAAAAUUGUAGGAGUGGCAGUGGUGAGAGAUACCUUAAGAGAAAAAAUGAUCUCAAUCGAAUUGAAGGAGAGCAUGGUUUUCCUGAAAAACGACGGUCUAUUAGUCCUAGAAGGCAGGAUUCAGUUUCAUCCAACAUCAGUCAAUUUUCAAAUAGUGCUUCUUCUGAGCAUCCGGAAGCUGAUGUUGAAGCUAAAACUAUUGAUGAGAAGAAUAGAAUGUGUCAGACGAUCACUCGGGAAACUGAAGAGUUGACUUUUGGUGUCUCUAGUAUUGGUAGUGGUUCUUCAAGGAAAGAAUCUAGAAGUGUAGAGAGUGACAAAGGGUGUACAAAAGAGAAACUUGAGUCAGAAAAAAUUCCUCGUAUCGAAAUUGGACAUAGAUGUGCAUCUAAUUCCAGUGUGAUCACUACCUUAGCAAGUGAAAGUAGUUCCUGCGAGAAUGUCGGGUUCGCUGCGGGUAGUAGUGAAGGAAAUGCUGGGAGCAUAGAAGGAAGUGCUGAUGAAAGUAACAAUCCAGGGACACCUGUGGUUGAUUCGUGCGAGGCAGAUUCUGAACUUCAGUUGGAGAACAGUCGUGUAAAUGGAGAUAUCAUGCAUAUGGAGCCAAAGCCAAAUGCUGCGCUUGAGUUGGCAUUAAAUCCUGGAGGUGGGGUUAAAACAGAAACCAUCCCGAACUCAGUGAUAAGAUUGAGUAUGGCCUCAACAGCGUAAGAGGAGAAAGAUGAAUAAGAACUCUCUAUAUGACGGUCUAAUCCCACCUUUGUGAAUCCAUUUUGGCCAAAGAAGACAUGGAAGGAAGGAAAGAAAGAAAGAAAGGAAGAAAGAAAGCCAUUCGGGGUAAGUGUUAUUUGAAUUGCUGGCCUUGGCGUGUCAUUCUUUUGUUUUUUGUUUUUUGUUUUUUUUUUAAGUGCCCACAUUUUUUAUGCCUACAAAAUGCACCAUCACUGCGGAUCAGAAAAAUUAUUAAACAGAGUGAAAAGUCCGUUGUACUGAUUAUUAUACUCGUUGCACUUAUGAUGAUUUCAAACAAAACUGGUCUUCAAGAGCUUUGUGAGCCUCAAAGGGGCUUCCCUUGGCUUGUUGGGAUUCUUGCUAAUUUACAUUGUUUUGGCUGCUGAAUUGAGUGCUAGCUACCCCAUCGUUGGACUUCGUCGUCAUCGUCAUCGUCACCCCGACCUCACUAGUCAUUUGUAACAUAUCCAUAUCCAUAUCCAUAUCCAUAUUCAUAUUCAUAUCCACGAACCCUUGUGUUAAUUAUGGUGACGAGGGAGGUCUCGUCUUUCUAUCUUUUCUUUCUUUUUCUUUUCUAGCUUAUUGAGAUUGGAAUGGGAUUAAGUUUUUAGAUUUAUGAACAAACUACCUGACUUGGUGUUUCUUGACAUCGAUUGUAAUCUACCAACUAUUUGUGUUAAUACAGACAACUAUGUCAGCUUCUCUA
Cucurbita moschata (crookneck pumpkin) is the source of this 3175-nucleotide messenger RNA. Its product is annotated as nuclear poly(A) polymerase 4-like. Gene Ontology annotation, molecular function: RNA binding; poly(A) RNA polymerase activity. Lineage: Eukaryota; Viridiplantae; Streptophyta; Magnoliopsida; Cucurbitales; Cucurbitaceae. Gene Ontology annotation, cellular component: nucleus. The record is from RefSeq and is a predicted model, not a curated record. The coding region runs from base 187 to 2448 and encodes 753 amino acids. The transcript is spliced from 12 exons.